Messenger RNA from Engraulis encrasicolus (European anchovy), 4963 nucleotides. RefSeq names its product R3H domain-containing protein 2. Lineage: Eukaryota; Metazoa; Chordata; Actinopteri; Clupeiformes; Engraulidae. The record is from RefSeq and is a predicted model, not a curated record. Bases 828 to 4385 code for a protein of 1185 amino acids. The transcript is spliced from 26 exons. Gene Ontology annotation, molecular function: nucleic acid binding.
ACAGUCGGGUGUCGCGUUCGACCCAUGCAAGCAAAAUAGCCAUUUAACUGCAUUAGCUAGCUAGCUUGAUAUGGUGCUGCUGGUGUAUUCGUUAACAAUUCGUUUUAGGUGAGCCAUUUAAUUUCUAAUGAAAGAAGUGUUGAGUGUGAGCACGGACCUUUUGAGAACAUAAGAAUACCAACAUAUCGGUGCAAAUGUAGAGGCUGCUAGGUCCGCGUUCUCCGGCUCUGUUGUAUAGAGCUACAAUAGGCUAGCUAAUUAGCCUUCCAAGAGGUUGGCUCUUUCGCUCCGAACUAGCUAGUUGGCUUGGUAGAGCUCUAGUAUUGUUUUGUGCCCGACAGACCACAGCACCUCUGCCGUGUUUGCGAACCAGUCGUGACAUCUCCCGACCUUUGGGAAGCGGACGCUGUCAGUUUGUCUGAAUUGCACGAGCGCAGAGUGAAAAGAUCUUGCGUGUGUGUUUUCACUGAGUGUGUGUGAGUGUGUGUGUGUGUGUGUGGUUGGUGUGUUUGGCCUUGGUCCCAAGAUGCGCCAACGGCAGCAGCAGUAGCAGUCUUGGGGCAGUUCCAGUGAGUCUAGUGGAUUCAUCCCAACCCCCCUCCCCCCACCCACCCUGCCCUCUCUCGUCAUGGAAGGCCUAUGCCCUGCGCCCGGGCCCCCGUGCCCUCUAUAGGAGCCCACCUCUCUCAUCCCCUGGCACAUCACCGGCCACUGGCACCGCACCGCACCUCACCUUCGCCCACACUUCAGCAACCUCCGAUUCCUGAGGGGUCUUUGGUGGCCCGCAAUUGGUCUUCCCGCCUCCUCCUCUCCUCUCCCCGGGGAAGAUGUCUCUGAGCGUGGGGCCGGACAUCCAGCAGGAGGGGGAGAGCGGUCAGCAGCUGGCUGACACGGGGGCCAGCACCAAGUGCAAAGUCACCGUCCAGCCCCCCCAGCAGAGCAUGGAGGGCAGCGGAGGAGGAGGAGGAGGAGGAGGAGGAGGAGGAGAUGCCCCCGAAUCCGAGGAGAGCCUCCAGCAGGAUUCCCAGAGGCGGUCACAGAACCACGGCCACACCAGAAAGCGAGCGAAGUCCAAUGCCAAGCUGAAACUGGUGCGGAGUUUGGCAGUGUGUGAGGAGUCCUCAGGUCCAUUCCCAAUAGAUGGACCCCCAGAGAAUCAGGAUAUCAUUCAGCUGCAUAUCAGCUGCCCUUCAGACAAAGAGGAGGAGAAGUCCUCCAAAGACGAGUACGAGAAUGAGGAGAAGGAAAAGAAGGAGAAGAGCAUGCGGAGGAAUCUCUCCCGUGAUUCCAGCCAAGAGUACACUGACUCCACCGGUAUUGACGUGCACGAGUUCUUGGUCAACACACUGAAAAACAACCCCAGGGAUCGAAUGAUGCUGCUUAAACUGGAACAAGAUAUCCUGGAGUUCAUUAAUGACGACAAUAACCAGUACAAGAAGUUUCCCCAGAUGACUUCCUACCACCGCAUGCUGCUGCACAGGGUGGCCGCCUACUUUGGCAUGGACCACAACGUGGACCAGACGGGCAAGGCCGUCAUCAUCAACAAGACCGGCAACACACGCAUCCCCGAGCAGAGGUUUUCUGAGCACAUAAAGGAGGAGAGGAACAUGGACUUCCAGAAGAGGUUUAUCCUGAAAAGGGAUGAUGCCAGCAUGGACAAGGACGACAAUCAGAUCCGCGUGCCAUUGCAGGAUGGCCGCCGCAGCAAGUCCAUCGAGGAGCGUGAGGAGGAGUACCAGCGGGUACGAGACCGAAUCUUCGCCCGCGAGUCCUCUCAGAAUGGAUACAUCAACGACAACAGACUUUCCACUGAAGGCUAUUCCUCUAGUUCUCAAAAGAGGAGGCAGAUCUUUAGGGGGAACCGCGAGAGCUCUAGCCGGGCGUCGAGCAGCCGGCAGAGCAGCACGGACUCGGACAUGAAGUGUCUGGAGCCGCGGCCGUGGAGCAGCACCGACUCGGACAGCUCCAACCGCACGCUGCGGCCGCCCGUCACCAAGGCCAGCAGCUUCUCGGGCAUCUCCAUCCUGACGCGCGGCGACAGCCUGGGCAGCAAGGGCUCGCAGGGCAGCGCCAGGGGCUCCCGCACCAACCUACCUCCGGCUACCCUGGACGUGUGUCCCCUGCAGCCCAGCCCCCAGGUGGGCCGCAGUCUGCUGCCCUGCCCCUCCAACCCGCCGCCGCCGCAGCAGAGCCAGCAGCCCCCUCCCCCGCCCCAGCAGGCCCUCCUGCCCACGCCCACCCAGCACCCCAUGGGCAACCACAUGAUGGGACAGCCGGUGGCUUCUCUGCAGCCCUCUCCACAGACUGUCUCCUACACCAGCCCCUCCUGUCCCCAGGUCCUCCUGCCUGUCUCUCCUCCCCAGCAGUACAACAUGGGCGACGAGCUGACCCCCCAGUUUGGCCAGAUGACGUUGAGUCGCCAGGGCUCCAGCGAGAACCCCGAGGGCCCCCCCAUGUACCAGGCGGCGCCCGCCGUGCUAGCCCAGCACCCGCCGCCCCAGACCAGCUACAUCAUGGCCGCCCCGGCCGCCCCCCAGCCCAUGGCCCCUCCCUCUGGCUACCAGCCAGGCAACGCGCACCCCCACCCUCCACCGCCCCCGCCGCCACCUGCCCAGCCCGUCAUGCAGGCCCCUCCGCCCCCGCAAGGGUACAUGCAGGCACCGCCCCCACAGCAGAUCCAGGUGUCGUACUACCCUGCAGGCCAGUACCAGAGCUCGGGGCAGCAGUACAGGCCCAUGUCUCACCAGGUGUCUUACCCCCAGCAGCGUGCCCAGCCAAUACCCCAGCCCGCGCAGCAGUCUGCUGGUAUGCAGACUAUGAUGCCCAGUCAGCAGCCAGCCUACCAGGGCAUGAUGAGCGUGCAGCAGCCCCAGAACCCGGGCAUGAUGAACUCACAGAGGACCAGCAUGGGCGGCCAGAUGCAAGGCCAAAUGCAAGGCCAGAUGCAAGGCCAGAUGCAAGGCCAGAUGCAAGGCCAGAUGCAAGGCCAGAUGCAAGGCCAGAUGCAAGGCAUGAUGGUCCAGUACCCACCCAUGCCCUCAUAUCAGGUGCCCGUGGCCAACGAGAGCCAGCCGGUGGUGCAGCAGCAGUACCAGCAGCAGGCGGUGAUGGUGCCCGCCAGCCAGUCGGUGCAGGGGGCGCCCAUGCCAGGCACGCCCAUGCCAGUCUACUACAGCGUGCUCACGCCCACUCAACAGAACAGCACAAGUCCAUCAGUGGGCUACCUACAGCCCAGCUCUGAGCAGUACCAGAUCACGCAGUCCCCCUCGCCCUGCAACCCACCGCAGAUACAGCAGCAAUAUUCAGGUGUGCCGCCUCCUGGUCCCGGGGUGAUGGUGAUGCAGUUGAGUGUCCCCAACGGGCCGCAGCCGGCCCAGAACCCGCCCAUGGUCCAGUGGAACCCCUGCAAGUACUACAGCCUGGAGCAAAGGCCAAGCAAACCGGGGGAGCUCUACAAACCGGACUCCAAUCCCCAGGGUGGUAAUCAGCUGGGCAGCCCGCUGGCGUCCCCAACCCAGUCCCCCACCCCGUCCCCAUCGGGUAGCGUCAACAGUGUGUGUCCCGGCCUCGGCCCUCUGCCACUAAUUUCACAGUACCCCCGGCCCGGAGGACCCGCACAAGGCGAUGGGCGCUACUCUCUGCUGGGGCAGCCUCUGCAGUACAGCCUGUGCCCCCCGCCCCUCAUGCACAACCAGUCCUCCUACAGUUCCCAUCAGGGCCAAGGGGUCAUGAAGCAGCACGGAGCACGCGGCAAAAGACAGACCCUCAAGUCUGCUUCCACAGACCUGGGUACCACUGACGCAGUGGUGAGCCGGGUGCUGGAGGUGACAGACCUCCCCGAGGGGAUCACGCGCCCAGAGGCAGAGAAGCUCUUCAACCAGCUCUCCCUGUGUGGCGCCAAGAUCCAGUGGCUCAAGGAGCCCCACCACCACCACACAGCUGCAGCCGCCCAGCACCCACACCAACACCACCACCACCACCAGCAGCACCCACAUCAACUUCAGCAUCAGCACCACCAGCACCAUCAGCGAGGUGCUCCAGCGCCAGGCCAGCCCUGUGCCGCCGCCGCCGGUCUUGGCCCGGGCCUGGGUCCCACCACUCCCGGUCCCGGUACCAGCGUCUGCCCCUCGGGGCCCGGUUCGAGCUGCGUCGGAGUUGUCAAGGGGGACGCUGCUGCUGCUGCUGGUGGUGGUGGUGGUUGUGGUGGUGGUGGUGGUGGAGGAGAUCCGGCUCACCUCUACACGGUGGUGGCCGUGUUCCCCAGCACCAUGGCGGCCCAGAGUGCUUCCUUCAAACUCAACAACAGCGGAGGCAGCCUGUUCAAGCUACGCGCCGCCAAAAAGAACUAUGACCUGCGCGUGCUGGAGCGAGCCAGCUCCCAGUAAAAAAAAGACCAAGAGAGAGAGAUUGAGAGAGUGAUUGACGCAGAGAGAGAGAGAGAGAGAGAGAGAGAGAGAGAGAGAGAGAGAGAGAAAGAGAGAGAGGGGUGUGGAGAGAAGGAGAGUGACUUGAGAAAGAGGGAUUUAAAAACAGGACAAAAUGGACAAUUGAUUGUUGUUCUUUUAAGGAAAAGGAAAUGGGAGAAGAGGAGCCCAAAGGAAUGAACUGAUGUUGAUGUUUUGCGACAAAAGCCCAUCAAAAUUUUUAUGUUUAGAGUUUUUCAUUUUUUUGUUUGUUUGUUUUGUUUUUUCCGUUUGUUCCAUUUUUUGAAUCGUUACCUGAAGAGCACACAAGACACGUGAGCAUGUGUAUCUCUGUUGCCAUGUAUAUGACGUGUACAAUAACACACACACACACACACACACACACACACACACACACACACACACACACACACACACACACACACACACAUUCACAGGCCUACACACAGUUACACGCAUUUCAAAGGUCACAACGCAUACCAGCAUACAGAUGCACACUGCACACACACACACACAUACACACACACACACACACACAC